AUGCCGACGCGACGCUACACCGCUUCACAUGAAAGCAUGGAGACGCAUGUCGUGGGCGAGGAAGGCGCCGUCGAAGCUCCGUCAAGCGAGCCACAGCUCGUAGUGUGGGGCACAGACGUCGCAAUUGCCGAAUGUCGCGACAAGUUUGUUAAGUUCAUACAGAGAUACGUUGAGCCGACUGCAGUUACUAACGAGCCUUUAUAUGAACAGAAGUUGGAAGAGAUAAACACGCUAGAGGAGCCAUUCCUGGAUGUUGAUUGUGAACAUGUCAAAAUAUUUGAUCCUAAAUUACAUCGGCAACUGGUCUGCUACCCACAAGAGGUAGUGCCAGCAUUUGAUGCGGCCGUCAAUGAAUUGUUCUUCGAAAGAUAUCCGGCUGCUGUACUGGAACAUCAAAUUCAGGUUCGGCCGUUCAAUGCACCGCAGCGUAAUAUGAGGGACCUGAACCCUGAAGAUAUCGACCAGCUAGUGACGCUGUCGGGCAUGGUGAUCCGCACGUCGUCGAUCGUGCCGGAGAUGCGCGAGGCGUACUUCCGCUGUGCGGUGUGUGGCGCGGCGGCCACGGCGGAGCUGGAGCGGGGCCGCGUGCCCGAGCCCGCGCACUGCGCGCACUGCAACACCGCGCACUCCUACCAUCUCAUACACAACCGCUCGCACUUCAGCGACAAGCAGCUCGUCAAGCUGCAGGAGUCGCCGGACGACAUGCCGGCGGGGCGCACGCCGGCCACGGUGAGCGUGCUGGCGCACGGCGCGCUGGUGGAGCGCGUGGCGGCGGGCGAGCGCGUGAGCGUGACGGGCGUGUUCCGCGCCGCGCCCGCCACCGUGCACCCGCGCAAGGCCACGCUCAAGGCGCUGCACAAGACGCACAUCGACGCGCUGCACUACCACAAGGUGCACAGCGACCGCCUGCUGGAGACCGAGGAAGGGAAAGAGCACCAGUUCCCACCAGAACGCGUUGAGCUAUUCAACGCUCUAGCCGCGCAGCCGGACUGCUAUGAACGUUUAGCGCGUGCCAUCGCCCCCUCUGUCUACGAGAACUUAGACAUCAAGAAGGGCUGUUUACUACAACUACUUGGGGGAACUAAGAAAAACUUUAAUGCUGCAGGAAGAACACAUUUCAGAUCUGAGAUCAACAUUCUGUUAUGUGGUGACCCCGGUACGAGCAAGUCCCAGCUACUGCGCUGGGUGCACGGGCUCGUGCCGCGCGCCCAGUACACGUCGGGCCGCGGUUCUUCAGCCGUGGGGCUUACUGCUUACAUCACCAAAGACCCAGACACAAGGCAAUUGGUGCUGCAAACUGGUGCUUUGGUACUUGCAGACAACGGCAUCUGCUGCAUCGACGAGUUCGACAAAAUGAAUGAUUCUACGCGGAGCGUGUUGCAUGAAGUAAUGGAGCAACAAACCCUGUCCAUAGCCAAGGCUGGUAUCAUUUGUCAACUUAACGCCCGCACAUCCAUCCUGGCGGCCGCCAACCCCGCAGAGUCGCAGUGGAAUAAGAACAAAACUAUCGUUGAAAAUGUUCAGCUGCCUCACACUCUAAUGUCAAGAUUUGACCUCAUAUUCUUAGUACUAGACCCUCAAGACGAAGUGUUUGACCGACGCUUAGCCUCGCAUCUUGUGUCUCUCUACUACAAAGAUCCAACAAACCCGCAGGACGAUGAGGACGCUGUAGAUAUGUCACUAAUGCGCGACUAUAUAGCGUUCGCAAAGGAACACGUACAACCGACGCUCAGCGAAGCAGCUCAACAAAGACUUAUUGAUGCUUACGUGGAUAUGAGGCGAGUUGGAAGCGGUCGUGGUCAGAUUUCUGCUUACCCUCGACAGUUAGAGUCGCUGAUUAGACUCGCUGAAGCCCACGCCAGAGUCCGACUAUCCCCUGUAGUUGAAAUAUUAGAUGUUGACGAGGCAGCAAGGCUACAUCGCGAGGCCCUCAAGCAGUCGGCGACGGACCCCGCGUCGGGCCGCAUCGACGUGGGCAUCCUCACGACGGGCCUCGGCGCCGCGGCCCGCCGCCGCCGCGCCGACCUGGUGGCGGCGCUCAAGCAGCUCAUACAGCCCUACUCCAAGCCGCACACUCUCACGCACGCCAAACUGUUGCAGGAGAUCAACGCUAACUCACAAACGACUGUAUCAAGAGAACAGUUGGACGAGGCGCUCCGUGACUUACAAGACGAAGGCAAAGUAACCGUCGUCAGCCAUACUCACCUCCGAUUAUGUUGA
Messenger RNA from Arctia plantaginis, 2220 nucleotides. NCBI's taxonomy places the organism in Eukaryota, Metazoa, Arthropoda, Insecta, Lepidoptera, Erebidae. The record is from the annotation of a GenBank genome assembly.